Procambarus clarkii (red swamp crayfish) is the source of this 1161-nucleotide messenger RNA. The record is from RefSeq and is a predicted model, not a curated record. Lineage: Eukaryota; Metazoa; Arthropoda; Malacostraca; Decapoda; Cambaridae.
GGCCAGUUGGGCCAGUAUCCAACGUGCGGCCAUCCCAGCAAGAGGGAAUUAGUAGAGUACUGGUAUUGAUCUUUCCAGUGAAUGAUGUCUAACGCUGGCAACUGUGAGGCUCCAGUAGCUACAGUUUUCCUCGCGGAACUACAGUCUCUCCCCAUUAUCAAUGAUGCAUUUACUGUAGCUACGGACUUGUACAAAAAGACACAGGAGUACAGGUGUGUGGGUAUGGCAGUAGGUGUAGCCUCGGUGGGCAUGCGGGCAGCAGCCUUGCCCCUGUCUGCUCUGGGCCAAACAGUUGGUGGUUGGACAGUGGUGGACCAGUGGGCCUGCCACGGCCUCCACACUGUAAAGACCUGGGCGCCUAGCAUCACUAAACCAACCACAGAGGCGAGUCCAGCUUUAAACAACAUAGUAGGUGAUGUCCGGGAGAACUUGCUGAAGGCUGUCGCUGGCUGCCCUACAGCAACAUCGACCUUAUCGGGCGCCUUAACCGCCCGGGCUGAGAAAACUGUGUCUAAGCUGCAAGAGUACCAAACUGGACGUAUGGUGGUGGCUGCUGCUGAUGACCUGGUAACUAAAGCUCACGUCUUUAUUGACGAGUAUCUUCCAUCAGUUGACGGAGAAACUAGCGACUCGGAUGGUGAGGGAGGGAUAGUGGUGAAGGUGUCCUCCCUGGCGGCCAAGACCCAGCGUCGCGUGUGUCGAGCUGCUCAUGACUUGGUCUACACUGAUGCAACUCGUCGAGGAGCUUCCGCCAAUAGUAUUGCUACAUGCGCAGAUAAAGACUGCAAAAUGUCUUUAGAAUUAAAUGGUUGUAUUUAGUCGGGUCUGCAGAAGAAUCGCCUCGUGCUUGGUUACCCUUAGUUACUUGGACUCUUCACACUCUCCAAAAUCACAAGCCCUCGACAUGGCUUGUGAUGUCUGACGUACAACUUGAAAAUCUGAGAAAAUUAUUUAAAUUAAAUACAUAUCUGGAUGAGAUCGGCAGAUUAGUGUUGGAUAAAAGGCGGCUAACUUCGCUGGCAACUCCAUAAACUGUUAAUUCUCGUCAAAUAAUUAGGACGACAAACGUCUUUAUCAGCAGUUUACCUUUUCUUUGGUGUGAAGUUUAGUGCUGUAAUGAUUUUUUUACCUUGUUAAAUAAAAAUGCUGGCUUUGAAUUAC